AUGGACUUGACUGGGCUUGGGUUUGCAGAAACAUAUGACCUGCAAGUCCCCUUUCGCUCUAUUAGAGAUGCAACGAAUGACUUUUCUGAAUCAAAUAAGCUCGGACGGGGUGGAUUUGGUGUUGUUUACAGAGUAAUACAAUAUCAGCCGGGUAGUCUUUGGGACGAGAUAGAUGUAGCAGUGAAAAGGCUUUCUAGAGAUUCUUCACAAGGAGAUAUAGAAUUCAAAAAUGAGGUUGAACUAGUGGCCAAACUUCACCACCGGAAUUCAGUUAGGCUCCUUGGUUUCUGCCUGGAAGGAAGCGAAAGAAUUCUUAUCUAUCAGUUUGUUCCAAACGCAAGUCUCGAUCAUUUCAUCUUUGUCAAGCGCGAACAGUUGGAUUGGGAUAUUCGCUACAAGAUCAUAAUUGGGCGGGGACUCCUUUACCUUCAUGAAGGUUCCCGUCUUAAAAUUAUCCAUCGUGAUCUAAAAGCUAGUAACAUUCUUUUAGAUUCAGAAAUGAACCCCGGAAUUGCAGAUUUCGGAUUGGCAAGAUUAUUUGAUACAGAUCAAACACGAGGUGAAACUAAUCGAAUUGCGGGGACCUACGGAUAUAUGGCUCCAGAGUAUGUAAUGCGUGGACACUUUUCUGUGAAGUCCGAUGUUUACAGUUUCGGUGUGCUGGUUUUGGAGAUAAUAACCGGACAGAAAAAUAGUUCUUUUCGGCAUGAAGAAGAUGCAGAGGUUCUUCUAAGCUACGACUUGAAUAGUUGGAGGGAGGGGACAGCCUUAAAGUUAAUAGAUCCCAUGCUAAGAAGUGGUUUUUCAGGACCUGAAAUAAUGAGAUGUAUUCACAUUGCAUUGUUGUGUGUGCAACAAAGUGUAGCUGCUAGGCUAACCAUGGCUGCAGUUAACCACAUGUAGAGCAGCGACUCUCUGAGUCUCCCUGCACCCUCACAAUAA
Messenger RNA from Rosa chinensis, 942 nucleotides. Its product is annotated as cysteine-rich receptor-like protein kinase 10. Gene Ontology annotation, biological process: protein phosphorylation. The record is from RefSeq and is a predicted model, not a curated record. Gene Ontology annotation, molecular function: ATP binding; protein kinase activity. Lineage: Eukaryota; Viridiplantae; Streptophyta; Magnoliopsida; Rosales; Rosaceae. The transcript has 6 exons.